Messenger RNA from Manis javanica (Malayan pangolin), 3658 nucleotides. It is a transcript of the gene RASGEF1A, whose product is annotated as RasGEF domain family member 1A. The record is from RefSeq and is a predicted model, not a curated record. Gene Ontology annotation, cellular component: plasma membrane. Lineage: Eukaryota; Metazoa; Chordata; Mammalia; Pholidota; Manidae. Gene Ontology annotation, molecular function: guanyl-nucleotide exchange factor activity. Gene Ontology annotation, biological process: Ras protein signal transduction.
CGCGCCCCGUUGCCCGCGCUCUCGCGCCCGCCAGUCCCGCGCCUGCUCCCCGCCAGUUCCCCGGUGCCGGCCGCGGAGGGAGCUGCUCUGCCCGCAGCUGGCGCAGCGCGGGGGCGGCCGCGGGGCGCGCCGAGCAUGAGCCGCCAGCGGCGGUGCGCUGCUCGUGGCCCCGCAGGGUUUGGAGGACUGCGCGGGAGCUUCGCUGGCCCGGACCGAGCUCCACGGUGAUGCUGAGUCCUGAAUGGGGAGGCAGGUUGUGGACCCCUGGCCAGCGGAGCCAGCCCAGAGCAGCUCCAGAACGUGACUCCAGGAAGAGCUUCAAGACACCUCUUGGCUUCCAGGAGGUGGAAGCAGAUGGAUGGAUUUUGGGAGCCUCGUGUGAAAAGACAUUACAAAUCCUCUGUGGCACCUUAACACAUUUCCCGAAGGAGCACAUGUGUACAGAUGGAGAUGCUGGUCCCCAGCUGAUGAGAAGAGCUGUGCAUUUGAAGGUUUGGCUGGAAACUAUGCCCCAGACGUCCGCCGUCUUCUCCAGCAUACUCGGGCCUGGCUUUAGUGGACAGGUGCCACCCGGCAUGGGGGAGCGAGGAGGUGGGGCUGGUGGCUCCGGGGACCUCAUCUUCCAAGACGGACACCUCAUCUCUGGAUCCCUGGAGGCACUGAUGGAGCACCUGGUCCCCACGGUGGACUAUUACCCUGAUAGGACAUACAUCUUCACAUUUCUCUUGAGCUCCCGGGUCUUCAUCCCACCUCAUGACCUGCUGGCCCGAGUGGGGCAGAUCUGCCUGGAGCAGAGGCAGCAGCUGGAGGCCGCGUCUGAGAAGGCCAAGCUGAAGUCCUUCUCAGCCAAGAUGGUGCAGCUGCUACAGGAAUGGACGGAAGCGUUCCCCUACGACUUCCAGGAUGAGAAGGCCAUGGCCGAGCUGAAGGCCAUUACCCACCGGGUCACGCAGUGUGAUGAGGAGAAUGGAACGGUGAAGAAGGCCAUUGCCCAAAUGACACAGAGCCUGCUGCUAUCCCUGGCUGCUCGGAGCCAGCUUCAGGAGCUUCGGGAGAAGCUCCGCUCACCGGCCAUGGACAAGGGGUCCAUCCUCAAGGCCAAGCCACCAGCUGCUCAGAAGGACAUCCUGGGAGUGUGCGCUGACCCCCUAGUUCUGGCCCAGCAGCUGACUCACAUGGAGCUGGAGAGGGUCAGCAGCAUUCACCCUGAGGACCUGAUGCAGAUUGUCAGCCACAUGGACUCUCGGGACAAGCACAGGUGCCGAGGGGACCUGACCAAGACCUACAGCCUGGAGGCCUACGAUAACUGGUUCAACUGCCUCAGCAUGCUGGUGGCCACCGAGGUGUGCCGGGCGGUGAAGAAGAAGCAGCGGACCCACGUGUUGGAGCUCUUCAUCGAUGUGGCCCGGGAGUGCUUCAACAUCGGCAACUUCAACUCCAUGAUGGCCAUCGUCUCCGGCAUGAACCUCAGUCCUGUGGCAAGGCUGAAGAAGACGUGGUCCAAAGUCAAGACAGCCAAGUUUGACGUCUUGGAGCACCACAUGGACCCAUCCAGCAACUUCUGCAACUACCGCACGGCCCUGCAGGGGGCCACACAGAGGUCCCAGAUGGCCAAUAGCAGCCGGGAGAAGAUCGUCAUCCCUGUGUUCAACCUUUUCGUGAAGGACAUCUACUUCCUGCACAAAAUUCACACCAACCACCUGCCCAAUGGGCACAUUAACUUCAAGAAAUUUUGGGAGAUCUCCAGACAGAUCCAUGAGUUCAUGACAUGGACACAGGUAGAGUGUCCCUUCGAGAAGGACAAGAAGAUUCAGAGUUACCUGCUCACAGCGCCCAUCUACAGCGAGGAAGCUCUUUUCAUCGCCUCCUUUGAAAGCGAAGGUCCCGAGAACCACAUGGAAAAGGACAGCUGGAAGACGCUCAGGACCACCCUCCUCAACAGAGCCUGAAGGCACCGGAGCAGCCUGCCACCACUGGAUGAAGCACACACAGGCACUGAGUUUCAGUCUUGAUUGAUAGGAGUAGAGAUUAGGAGGCCUCACUGGUUGGGGUCCAUUUUGUAUAUAACUUUUAUGAAAAAAAGGGUAAUUAUUUCAUGCAUCAACCUUUAGCACUUAUGAAGUUCUUUUUGUUUAUUUUAAACAACAGGGCAGGGCCCUGCUUUGGGGAGGGAGGAGUAACAUGGGAGAUGGCAUCCAUGAUGACAUCUAAUGGAAUGGAGAUUUUCUUUCUACUUUUUGAUUAUUAACACCUUACAGAAAAAUAUUUUAAAAAACCCAACCCAAACCAACACAAGCCCUGCCUGCUCGGAUGCCCUUCCAGCCAGUGUCUCUGAUGUCGGGGUUAGUGCCUUAGAGCGGACGGAGGGCCGGGCUCCCGCUCUGUUCUUCUAGCCCGCAGCCAGCCAGUGCCGCUGGGAAAGCUCUGCUCUCAAAGCCCGGGCCAGAGAGGUUCCAGCACGAGGGGCUUGGGUGGCAAGGGGGUCUGGGAGGCAUACUUCUGGAAGUGAACCUUAGUGCAGGCUUUCCAAAGUUUACAUUUUCAUUUUCCUUUAUCAGGGACUUAGAGGGUCGGGGAGGGGCAGGGGACACCUGGCAGUAUCUUAGCUGCUGGAAUGUAUCUGGCAAAUUGUUCUUCAACGUUUUAGGGAAGGAGAAAAUCGAACACAGUGUCAGUGGGGGAGUCAUGCAAUUGUCAGUUUUCCAGGCUAUCACUGAAAGACACUUGGUUGUAAUGAAGAGAAUACAAAGUAGACCUGAGAAUGGGGACAUUUAAAACCUUUCUUGAAACCAAGUACAAAAUACAAAGAAGCAGGUCUCAAAUCAGUAUUCUGGUGGGCCGCUUCCUCCUUCCCUCCGAGUGGGCGCUCCCCUAACGAACUCUGAAACAGACAAUCAGCUGGACCAGUCACUGCUGGAGCCCCCUCACAUAAUCUGCCCAACCUUUGGAGGUAUUUUCCACACCCAAACUUGGCAAGUACACUCCAUUUUCUGUCUGACGUCCUGGCUGUGUGACCGGGACAGCGCUGCUCCCUCCAAAGUCGGAGGUGGGCAAUCCACACUGACUCCAUCUCCCUCCUAGUGGGGCUCCUGUCUGCACAAGCAGAUUUGGAACCAGUCACCCUUGUUUCUCUCUGCACGCCCGGCUUCCACAGGAGCCUCCAGUGGGGAGGCCUGGGUGAGGACGGGUCAGUUAGUUGCUAAUUCCCAAAGCUGCUAGGAGAGGCUGCCAUGUGAAGGUGAGGCCUCAGAAGGAGGGGGCUCCAUGAUCCUCUGCUCUGGGUGGAACAAGAGUAUUCGCACUGUAUUGUCACAGUGUUUUUGCACUUUUCAGAUGUUCUAGAUAGUACAUAUUGUAUACUGAUAGUAUAUAUUGCUUUAUGUAUUUGAGAUAAAGGCUUAAGAAUUGAGAAUAUAUAUUUGGAGUUCAACAUGAGAACAUUUUCUGUACAUGCGUUAAGCAGCUCCCUUGGUUCUAGUGCCUACCUGAUAGUGUCUGUCUGCUACUUUGUUUUCCCCAUUUGAUACAUUCCUUAACUGUGAUAUUUUGGUAUCUUAAGAUGAACACUGAGUAUAAAGCUGUGCCAUGGUGCAGCAUGUCAGGGUGGGUGUGAUUGGAUGUACGUACCUGUAUCAAUAAAGAAGCAUGCUGCCCCCUC